Molecule: messenger RNA, 1383 nt
Organism: Polistes dominula (European paper wasp)
Lineage: Eukaryota; Metazoa; Arthropoda; Insecta; Hymenoptera; Vespidae
Gene: Ubc10
Product: ubiquitin conjugating enzyme 10
Source: RefSeq, a predicted model, not a curated record
AAUAAGGUUCUAACAACAGGCAGCACUGGUCACUGGUUAACUUGACGAAUUUUACUGCCUUCAGAAGACUCUAUUUUCAAAAUGGCAGCUAUAAAAAGAUUGCAAAAGGAAUUAGGCGAUCUGAGAGCCUCUGCUAUGAAAAAUUUUACAAUUCAAGUAGAUGAAUCAAAUAUUCUUACUUGGCAAGGACUUAUAUUGCCGGACAAUGCUCCUUACAAUAAGGGAGCAUUUCGCAUCGAAAUUAAUUUUCCUGCAGAGUAUCCUUUUAAACCACCAAGGAUAAAUUUUAAAACAAAGAUUUAUCAUCCAAAUGUAGAUGAAAAAGGACAAGUAUGUUUACCGAUUAUAAGCGCUGAAAAUUGGAAGCCAGCAACAAAAACAGAUCAGGUAAUACAAGCUUUAAUAGCUUUAGUAAAUGAUCCAGAGCCAGAACAUCCCUUAAGAGCAGAUUUAGCUGAAGAAUUUCUUAAAGAUAGAAAGAAAUUUUUAAAAAAUGCAGAAGAUUUUACAAAAAAACAUGCAGAAAAAAGGCGAGAAUCAUCAUCCUCAAACGAAUAAUCCCAAAUGGUAGGCCUUUCUCACCACGAUGCCUGCCACCUCAGUUAAUUCAUUGCGAGUCGAUUUAUGCCGGUCUGUCAUAUGUGGAAUCGAGAAUGCCCGUGUACAGUAUUGGUUGAUAAGGAGGAUAUGAAUAUAUGCAAUUGUAAUGUUUAAUAAGGUGGAAAGAACUUUUCAGAGUAAAGUAAAUUAUAAUAAAAUAACUGUAUGAUAUUGUAAACAAGUCUUAUAUCGUAUUUUAAUUCUUAAGUUUGGGUAGAUUAUCAUCAUAAUUACACGCAAAUUAAUUUCAAAGAAUUUAAAAAUAUCAACUCUAUCAUAUAUUACAUUUCUCAAAUUUUUAUAGCAUGUAUUGAAAUGUCGUAUACUAUAUAUCGAAGACUUAUGGAAAUUGAAAAAAAAAAAGAGAACAAAUAUUUUGAUGAAAUAUCAAUUAUUGACAAAUUUAAAAGUAAUUAUAAAAGAAGAGGGCAAGCACAUGCUUUCCUCAUUUCUAACAAGAUUUUUUGUUUAUAUACCUUACGUUCCUAUUUAUUUUCAUAAUUAUAUAUAUGUGUAGCAUUUGGAAUAGUAUAAUUAAUUUACUUUAUUCAACAUUGAUAAGCUUGUAUAAGGCAGACUUAAGUAAUAUCAUUGUUUGCAAUUAUUCAACGUUAUUUGUUAUAUCAGUGUUUCUCAAAUAGUAAAACUUUGAGGGUGCGCCAUACGAGAGUUCAAACAAAAAAGAAGAAAAAUCUCUUCAAUACAAUUCUGAAGUUCUGAAGUAUGGGUCAAUUAAUCUAAGACAUUUUGUAUCGAAUUUAUAAAUACCAAAUUUUAUGUGUA